AUGUCAACAGUUUCAAACACAGUGGAUAGAGUUCUUGGUGGAUUAUAUAUCGGAUCAUACUUAGCAUUAGAUACGUUAGGUGAUUCUCAACUGAAAGAAAACCAUAUUUCUCAUAUAAUAUCGGUAUUUCAAGGUGAAUUACCAGAAAAAUAUCAAUCAGAUUUUACAACAAAGAGUAUUCCAAUAGAUGAUGACGAAUUCACAAACAUAAUACAAUAUUUUGAUGAAACAAAUCAAUUUUUAAACCAUGCUUUAUUCCCAGAUGAAGGUGAUUCUAUACAACGAGGUAUUAAAAAAGCUCAUAAAACUUGUGCUUUAAUAAUGUGUCAAGCCGGAGUUUCAAGAUCAUCAACUAUAUUAGCUGCUUAUUUGAUGAAGAAGUAUAAUUUGAAUCCAGAUCAAGCUAUUCAUGCUAUAAAGAGGAAAAGAUCGAUUGUACAACCAAAUGAAAAUUUUAAAGAACAAUUAGAUCUUUAUUAUGAAUUAGAUUGUGAAUUAGAUCAAACAAGUCCAAUUUAUAGACAAUGGGAAUUACAACAUUCUUUGAAAUCAGAUCCAACAGGUCAAUCAAUCCUUUCCAAAGAUUCAACUUUUGUGGAAGAAGAUGAAUCAACUGCACAAUUAAAAACAGAUCAAGAUUUAAAACAAUUAAGAUGUAAACGUUGCAGACAAAAAUUAGCAUUAUCAACAUCAUUCGUUGAUCAUAUACCACCAUCUGAAGAUUCUAAACAAGCACAAUUUGUUAGAAAAGCUCCAAAUUUAAGAAGAAUAAUCAGUGCUCAAGCUGCAUCAAAUACUUGUUCACAUUAUUUUGUUGAACCUUUAAAUUGGAUGAAAGAGGAAUUACAAGGUAAACAAGAAUUAGAAGGGAAAUUCCAAUGUCCAAAAUGUGAAACUAAAGUUGGUGGUUAUAGCUGGAAAGGAUCUAGAUGUAGUUGUGGGAAAUGGAUGGUUCCUGCAAUUCAUUUACAAAGAGCUAAAGUUGAUGAAAUUAAACUUAAAUAA
This is a messenger RNA of Hansenula ciferrii, 1005 nucleotides long. It is a transcript of the gene YVH1, whose product is annotated as tyrosine protein phosphatase YVH1. The record is from RefSeq and is a predicted model, not a curated record. The transcript has a single exon. Gene Ontology annotation, biological process: protein dephosphorylation. Gene Ontology annotation, cellular component: nucleus. Bases 1 to 1005 code for a protein of 334 amino acids. Gene Ontology annotation, molecular function: protein tyrosine/serine/threonine phosphatase activity. Lineage: Eukaryota; Fungi; Ascomycota; Saccharomycetes; Phaffomycetales; Wickerhamomycetaceae.